Molecule: messenger RNA, 5691 nt
Organism: Hemiscyllium ocellatum (epaulette shark)
Lineage: Eukaryota; Metazoa; Chordata; Chondrichthyes; Orectolobiformes; Hemiscylliidae
Gene: ptpn20
Product: protein tyrosine phosphatase non-receptor type 20
Exons: 43
Coding region: 1-5691 (1896 amino acids)
Biological process (GO): protein dephosphorylation
Cellular component (GO): cytoskeleton
Molecular function (GO): protein tyrosine phosphatase activity; protein binding
Source: RefSeq, a predicted model, not a curated record
AUGCAAUCACUAUCCCGAGACUCAGAGUUAACAGAGCAGAAACUGAAGCGAAACUUUGGACCAGAGUUUGUUAAAGUGGCUGGUGACCCUGCGAUGCCUUUAGAUUUACCUGGCUCCAUUGUGAGCAAGAAAGGAAAAGCACAUUUAUUCCAGCGAGAGCUCAGUGUCAUCAUACCAAAUGGACAGUGUUUGGAAGUGAAGUGUGAUGUGAAAUCUAAGGGCGGUGAUGUCUUUGACAUGGUGGUGGCCUAUACUAAUCUUGUGGAGCAUUUCUAUUUUGGCCUUGCUUAUCUAAAAGAUAAGGAAUUCUUUUUUCUUGACCAUUUCACCAAACUCUACAAGGUGGCACCCAGUGGAUGGAAGGACCAAUCCAAAAAGAGAACGACAAUUGUGAACUUCACACUGUUCCUCCGAAUAAAGUUCUUCAUUGAAAACUUCAGUUUGAUUCAGCACAGCCUCACCCGACAUCAGUAUUAUCUACAACUGAGGAAAGACAUCCUUGAAGAGCGAUUGUACUGCAGUGAUGAGACAGCUCUGCUGCUUGCCUCCCUGGCUCUCCAGGCAGAGUACGGAGAUUACAUUUCUGAGGUGCAUGGCAAGAACUACUAUCGUGUUGAACAUUACAUUCCUCCCAGUGUGAUGGAGAAAAUGGCUUUGACUUGUAUAAAGGAAGAAUUACCUCGACUGCACUCCACGUACUUUAACUUGUCUGAAGAGGAGGCUGAGUUGGAAUUUCUGAAGGUAACACAGCAGCUUCCAGAGUACGGGGUCCUGUUCCAUCGGGUGGCACGGGAUAAAAAGGCCACAGGUGGGGAAGUUGUGCUCGGAAUCUGUGCCAAAGGGAUCAUUGUUUAUGAGGUGAAGAACAACAGCAGGAUCGCCAGUCUACGCUUCCAGUGGCGUGAAACCGAAAGAAUCACAUUUAACAGAAAGAAGUUUACUGUGCAAAGCAAUUCAGAUGGUAAGAAGCACACCUUUGUGACCGCAAACAGCAAAACCUGCAAAUACCUGAUCGAACUAUGCUCUGCUCAGCACAAGUUCCAGAUGCAGAUGAAUUCGAGGCAGCUUUAUCAAACCACCUUUCAAAAUGAAGAACACGUUUUUACCUCUGUAGCUUCAAAUGAGACACGAUAUGCACGGCGCAGGCGUUUCGAGGAGAUGCGCAAUAUUUCCCAUUCAGAGACCGUGUUGAGUCACCCUAAUGUGGACACCGCCUCGAUUGGAGCACUGAGCAAGUCCUGUGACAACCUCAUAGCAACCAUGGCUACCCCAGGAGGCACCAAUUACAUGUGGAGCAGAACAGCUGAUGUCCCUCAAUCUGAAAUUCUCACCUCCUCGAGAGAAAGGUGUCGAUACUUGGGUCUGCAGAAUGUGACUCCAGGUCAAAGUGAUGUGACUGGGGCAUCAGAAAACAAACUGGACACUGAGAUGACUAUACCUGAGAGGGAGAUUGUCUUUGUGACUUUGAAGAAAGAUUCCAAAGUUGGUUUUGGAUUUCAGAUUGUUGGAGGAGAGCGCACUGGGAAAUUAGACCUGGGGAUCUUUAUUACAUCAAUCACACCAGGAGGCCCAGCAGACAAAGAUGGACGUGUUAAAGAAGGAGGACGACUGAUCUCAGUGAACAAAGAGAGCCUGGAGGGGGUCACUUUCAGAACUGCAGCGGAGAUUCUACAGAAUGCCCCCGAUGAAGUAACACUCAUCAUCUCUCAGCCAAAAGACCCACACAAGACUACUUGGAAGGGCGCUGCAAAUUUAAGAAGUAAAGUCAGUAGCUCAGUGAGCUCACAGCACCGUCGGCAUGGUAACUCGUCUGCAAGAGAACAAGGCCUCAAUCAUGAAGUGUGUGCUCCUGAGGUGACUCCAGUGAUGGGUGGGCCAUCUGACCACAUUCAUUUUGUGAAAAAGAAGAUGCCACAGGAGUUGAAACCAGGUGACAGAUAUUCUGUGGAGCUGACCAAGAUAGAUGGAAGCCUUGGUGUCAGUGUCACAGGUGGUGUGAAUACCAGUGUGAAGAAUGGUGGAAUCUAUGUGAAGGCCAUUAUACCUGGAGGAGCUGCUGACUGUGAUGGUCACAUCAGGAAAGGUGACCGUUUGUGGGAAGUGGAUGGAGUCAGCUUGCAGGGCAUCACCCAUAAACAAGCGAUUGAGUGUUUGAAGAACACUGGUCAGGUGGUGCGGCUGGGGUUCGAAAGAGGACAGCAGGCAUCAGCUGGGACUCCCAGUUCUGAAGGCCACCAGGGACCCAUUCGCACUGACAGUCAGCACAGGAAACAAGAGGAAUAUCCCAACGAUUCCAUGGCAACCACCUUAUCGUCACCCAAAGACUACAGCUUCAUGACAGAUGGUAACACGUUCGAGGUGACAAUGAAGAAAAAUUCGGCAGGUUUGGGGUUCAGUUUCCUGCAGAUGUAUCCAGCGGACAGUGACCCAGGAGGGAGCUUGGUGAGGAUAAAGAGAUUGUUUCCAGGGCAACCAGCAGAGGAGACGGGCCAGAUUGAAAUCGGGGACGUCAUCUUGGCAGUUAAUCGAACCCCACUAAAGGGACUAUCCUAUCAGGAGGUACUCCAUCUGCUGCGAGGAGCUCCCCCUGAGGUCACAAUGCGCAUGUGCAGGCCAGCACCAGGAACCCUUCCUGAUAUAGACCCUAAUCUACUGACUCCAGUUUCUUCGCCAGUGAAAGAGUUGUCUGUGCUGAAUACAAUUGAUUCACAGCCGAUCCGAGGAUUUGAACCGGAUGAAGAUGAAGAGAAGCCCCGGGGAUUCCCUCAGCAGGACCACCCGUGGGAUUCGAGCGAUGAGGAGGGCAGUGGUGAAGUCAUUCAGGAAUCUACUGAGCAGCAUUUCCAAGAUAUACCACUUGACACACCGAACAUGGAAUUAAUCAGCGCUCUAGCUGAAGACCUGAGGCAGAACUGUUACUCGACCUGCGACUUAGAUGUUGCCGUGCCAAGCACAGAGAGUCUUCCGUGUUGUGUGGCUGAGGAAAGGGACUCCAUGUCACCGGUCUUCUUUUUCAAACCCGAAGUAUCUUCCCCGACACCACUGGACGAAGAAUAUCUGACCAUCAGCUCCACAUCGAACUCCUCACGGUGCGACAGCCCAGACUCUCAAUCACCUACCGUCGCUGUACCACAGCCUCACUUCUUGACACCUUUCCCCGAGCCUUCAGUCCCAGCAGAGAAAGACACUCUUGAUAAAACUGAAUGGGAGGAUCUGGAGGAGCUAGAUCCCGAAGUGGAGGCAGGAGCAAGGAAUGACGAAGAUGAGGAAGAAGUUCCAAACUUACCCAUAAUACGGGAAUAUGAAAUGUACGUAACCUUGAAGAAAAAUAAGAAGGGAAGCCUUGGUUUCACCAUAAUGCGUAGUAAACUGGACAACUGUUAUUACAUCCGUGAUGUCCUGGAUAAUCCUGCAAAGGCUGAUGGGAGACUAAGAGCAGGAGACAGGCUCAUAACGGUAAACGAUUUUGAUGUCACAAACAUAUCACAUGAGAAUGCCAUUAAUCUGCUCCAAGCUGCUCCUGUCAAAUUAACCAUCAUGGUAGGACGUGCUGCUCAGAAUCUACUUCCAGUUCUCCCCUUGGAAAAGAUCCCUGACAUCAUUCUAAAGAAAGGUCCAAAUGGACAGUUAGGUUUGAAGUUAACAGGGGGAAUAGGCAGUAAAUGGCAAGGCAUUUAUGUUCUGGAGGUUGUGCCGAAUUCCCCCGCCAGUUUGGAGGGAAGUCUGCAGCCGAGAGACAAGAUCCUUUAUAUCUGCGAUAUGUGCACCAUGGGUAUGACCCUGGAUGAUGCUGUGCGAGCGUGUGACACAGAGAACGGCAUUAUAAAAAUCAAGGCCCUGAGGGAUGGUAAACCAGUGAUGACUGAAGCACAGGAGCCUGGUAAGCCACUCUCCAGCCUCAGAGGUGUGAGCAGAAAGAAAGCUAAGAAAUGUUUAGCGCUAAAAGGCAAGUGCUUCACUGACCGUAAGCUGACAUCCAAAGCAGGACAAAGACAGCCUGAACGAGAGAAGCAGCAGACUCUGGAUGGCAAACAACCUGCAGAUUAUGUGCAGUCCCAAACUAAUUCCACUCUGCCUGCAGAAUCUGAGAACUCAAUAAUCCACAUUGAAUUGGAAAAACCAGCAAGCGGCGGUUUGGGCUUUGCACUGGUGGGUGGUGACAAUGGAACUGCUGCGCUAGUGAAGGCGAUUAGCCCGGGAAGUGUGGCAGAUCUGGAUGGGAGACUCAAAGUGCGAGACAGUCUGUUGCAGUCUUGUGACAAGUCCGUUUGGGAGGAUGAUCACCCGAAGGUCCGAGGCCGAAUGUCCCAGACUGCUGAAGCGUUCCCCGGCUGGGAGGAUGCUGAAAUGUCUUCACUGGGAAAACAUUCCUCUGGCAGCAGCAUUCCUGAAGGAAGCAGUCACUAUACAAAUGAUGAACAGCCUAUGGAACAAGUUCAAGAGAUACAGUUUUCACAGCACAAUCCACAAGCGUUUGAUUCUGAACACAUGAGUGAAGACCCUGGAGAUUCCUGGGAGAGCGCAGGGAACAAUGGCGUUCAUCCGGUGCCUACUCCUCAAGAGCGGAACGGGAAAGCCAACCUUGGUGUCGCACGAAGCCUCGUUUGCUCAGUGAACAGCAAUCAGAAUCACUCAGGGGGGAAGAGUGAAGACCAACGAAGAGAUGAAGUGGAGAAAUACGAUUCCGAUAGCUGGAGCAGUGAUGAGGAUCUGCCUCGUUCCUCCUGUAGAGUACCUGCUCCCCCUACAGGUAAGCCCAUGGUGUCAGAGGUCGAGUUGAUCAGCUGGCCUGUGGUGAAGACUCCAUUGGGCAGUAGGUACUCUGGGAUGAACCUCGAGACUCUCAUUGGAAACCUUCAUCAGCAGCUGGAACACCAGCAACCUCUUAAGGAGUUUAUGGCACUAGAGCAUCUGAAACCGAUUGAUGACUGUAGAGUGGGAAAAAGUCCAGAAAACAGAGAAAAAAACAGAUACAGAGACAUCCUGCCUUAUGAUAAAACCCGAGUUCGAGUCGGGGUCCACGGCUACAUCAAUGCAAGUUACAUUCGGAUGCCGAUUGGCUCUGAGGAGUAUGUGUACAUCGCCUGCCAGGGACCAUUACCAGGCACCACAAACGACUUCUGGCAAAUGAUCUGGGAAAACAAAGCUGGCAUCAUCGCGAUGAUGACCCGUGAACACGAGCGGGGGAAGGUCAAGUGUCACAGAUACUGGCCUGACAAAAUGUAUAAACCAAUGAGAGUGAACAAGUAUCAACUCAUUCUGGAAAAUCAACAGAUCCUGGAUUCCUUUGAAAUAAACGCCAUGAAGAUGACAGAUAGUGAGACCGGAGAAGUACAUUAUGUGAAACAUCUCCAAUUUGUUACAUGGCCUGACCACGGAACACCGAACUCGUCAGAGCAGCUUGUGCGGUUCAUUCUCUGUAUGAGGGAAGUGCAUCAUCAGGGACCGACUGUUGUCCAUUGCAGUGCUGGGAUCGGGAGAAGUGGGGUCCUAAUCUGCACCGAUGUACUGUUGAGCCUGAUUAACAAAGAACUCAGCUUUGACAUCAUGGACAUAGUGAGGAACAUGAGAAGACAACGCCAUGGCAUGAUCCAGACUAAGGAUCAGUACUUGUUCUGCUACAACAUUGUGUUGGAAAUUCUCGAGAGCAUUCAACGACUGAACCGACAACAAGAGAAGAACACGUUGUGA